Molecule: messenger RNA, 3203 nt
Organism: Onychomys torridus (southern grasshopper mouse)
Lineage: Eukaryota; Metazoa; Chordata; Mammalia; Rodentia; Cricetidae
Gene: Phf13
Product: PHD finger protein 13
Exons: 4
Coding region: 342-1244 (300 amino acids)
Biological process (GO): mitotic chromosome condensation
Molecular function (GO): chromatin binding
Source: RefSeq, a predicted model, not a curated record
ACACGAGCCGAACUGGGCGUCAGGUCGGGGAGCCGGUCGGGUUCCCGCUCGCUGUCGCCGCCGCCGCCCCCCUCAGUGUCUCUCCCGCCUCUCCACAGCCUCGGUCGUGGGAGCUGCAUCCUCCACUCAGUUCGCUGUGGAGACUCCGGUCCGGGAUCGGCGAGCCUGCGACGCGACACGCCGACACCCCCGUCACCUCCAGCCCGGGCGACCCCUCCCUGGACGGGUCCGCCCUCGCCCUCCGCGGUGCCGGAGCCCCCUGGCCCCGAGCGCCCUGCGGGCCCGCUCUCGCACUCCGGCCGGCCUCGGCACUCCCACGGCCGCCGCCCCCCACCCGGAACAUGGACUCCGACUCCUGCGCCGCCGCUUUCCACCCCGAGGAGUACUCCCCCAGUUGUAAGAGGCGCCGCACUGUUGAAGACUUCAACAAAUUCUGCACCUUCGUCUUGGCCUAUGCUGGCUACAUCCCCUAUCCGAAGGAGGAGCUCCCCUUGAGGAGCAGCCCUAGCCCUGCCAACAGCACUGCUGGCACCGUUGACAGCGAUGGCUGGGACACUGGUUUCUCUGACAUUACGUCCUCAGUGCCCCUGCCCGUAUCCGACCGCUGCUUCAGCCACCUGCAGCCUUCCCUCCUGCAGCGAGCAAAGCCCACUGACUUCCUGCUGGACAGGAAGAAAACGGACAAGCUGAAGAAGAAGAAGAAGAGGAAGCGAAGGGACAGCGACCUGCCUGUGAAGGAAGGGUACAGGGGGGCCUUGCUGAAGCUGGAGGCUGCAGACCCGUGUGUGGAGACCCCCACAAGUCCCACCAUACAGGGUAUUCCCCAGGCCUCUGCUGACCCCUGCUCAGGCUGGGACUCUGACACUCCCUCCAGUGGCUCUUGUGCUACUGUGUCCCCUGAUCAGGUUAAAGAAAUAAAAACUGAAGGAAAACGGACUAUUGUCCGGCAGGGAAAGCAGGUGGUCUUCCGAGAUGAAGACAGCACCGGCAACGAUGAGGACAUCAUGGUGGACUCAGAUGAUGAUUCUUGGGAUCUUGUCACCUGUUUCUGCAUGAAGCCCUUUGCUGGUCGCCCCAUGAUAGAGUGUAAUGAGUGCCACACCUGGAUUCACCUGUCCUGUGCGAAGAUCCGCAAGUCCAAUGUUCCGGAAGUGUUUGUCUGCCAAAAGUGCCGGGACUCGAAGUUUGAUAUCCGUCGUUCCAAUCGUUCCCGAAUGGGCUCCCGGAAGCUGUUUCUGGACUGAUUUGGAGCUGGCAAGGAGAGGCGGGACUGGAAGGGCCUGGGCUCUGUGGCCUCCCUAGUUGAGCACAGAACUCCUGGCUCUGGUGCGGGCAGACCCUGCCACUCAGGUGCCUAAGCAAAAGACUAGCUGUCCAGAUAAAACUGUACAUAGCCAGUGAGCAGAUAAAAUGGUGGUCAGAGCUGCUGCUCCGGCUGUGUUCUCUGUUGGAGGCAGACUGAGCACCAGGUCUGCCUCCGCUAAGAGUGCGGGCAUAGUCAUUGUUAGCCAGCUCCCACUGAUGGGAGCUGCUGCUAGCUGUCAGUCCCGCGUCUCCUCUGUGCUCGGGAGUGGUUCUGUUUCCCUGGCCUGUGUUUAUUCUCCAGUGUUGGUCUUUUAUCACAAGUGUCUAUACAGCAGCCGUCCAAGUUGCCUGCCCCUUUGUGAUCUUACUGCCCCUGCCUCGUACUUGCUGGGCUAGGGAGCUGCUUCCUUAGUGGUCUGGUGUCCCCAAGAGGAGCCCUUGGUGGUGGGUGAGUGGUGAGUCUUUUGGUUUUUCACUGUUUGUUUGAAGGGACAGUAUGUAGUCACUUCUCCACAGAGCAGGGGUUGGGGGUGGAGGUGUCCUGUGUUCAUAACUCAGUUUCUUGUUUUGCACGAUGUAAAAAAGCAAACCAUUUUUUCCGCACGAUACAGCCCAAAGUAUUGGCCAGUGUCUUCCUAGAUGCCCUUUCUCUGCCGUUGCUCCAUGCCCUAGGGUGCCCAGCGCUAUCCUCUGGAAGCCCUUGGUUCUCUGUUCUUCAGCUGCUCCAGUAGCAGCCUACAGAUGAAGCUGUCCUCGGGAUCUAUGUGCUGUUCAUUUAGAUAGUGGUUCAAAAGAGACCGCUCUCCACACAGGCUGGCCUGCUGGGUUCCUGGGGCAAGGCAAGGGUUUGAUACCACUGUAUGUCUGCAGUCUCCACAGUGUGAACAAGAACUCCAGCCUGGUGUAGGGCUGCCUAGGCUCCUGGGACACUGGUGCUCCUAGGGUUGAAGGAAGAGGGUGCUCUGGCUCUGCAGUGGUCUCCUCAGCAGGACAAUGCAGUUCUCAGGAGAGCUUGACAAAGCAGUGGGUCCUGUGUCUUUCCCCUGUGUAGCACCUGUGCGGGUCAUCUCUCCCACAGUCUCUUAAGACCAAAGGAGCUCAGACUAACUGCUAAUCAGAGCCUGGGGAAGGGUGGGGGGAGUGUCUCAGUAUCUUUCACACUUGCCCAGUUUAAGUAACUGUCUUAGUUCUUUGUUUGUUUUUAAAAUCCUGUUGCUCAUAUUAAAGUACAGAGAAAUACUCAUUGCUGAAGCUCUGUUGGUCCCACAGACCUCAAGGGAGAACUUUGCCAUAGAGAAGGAGCUGUUUCAGAAAGUCCUGUCCCCAGGCUAUUGUCUGACUCUGAGAGGAAUAAAUACCUAGGACAAGUUAGAGGAAAUUGCCAAAGACCUGCCCCAUGACAGUACUUGUCCAGUGUCUUCACCUUGACAAUAACCAAAGUCCAGUAGUUGUUUUAUGUUUUUAAGUGCAUUUAACAGUACGUGGUUUUGUUGUGGACCGGUGUAGCUGGCCGUUGUUAUGUGUGCUCAGAGAUUGAUGUCUCUGAGAUACAUGGACUCUCAUCUCGGUCUGUUUGCUUGCUUUGUGUUUUUAAGGGGCUCUUUCCCUGUGGGUGGUGUGCAAAGGCAGACACCUUGGCUUGGGGGUGGAUUGAGCUGGGCAGCUGGAAUCAGCUUCUUUAUGCAAACUGGGUAUGACCCUUCUAGGGCUCCUGGUUGAUGGCUGAUGAUGUGAGGGGAGGGAAAGGUGUCACCCCCAAAGUAGACCCCUCCCAUCGGCUUUGGCCAGGCCAGAAAACAUCGUUUACAUGGUUCUGUGUAAUUAUAAAGUUUAUGUGUAUAAAGCAAGCUGUUUCUGUGAAACUGUAUAUUUUGUAAAUAAAGAUAUUGCUACUUUGA